Messenger RNA from Ophidiomyces ophidiicola, 951 nucleotides. It is a transcript of the gene YHM2, whose product is annotated as Mitochondrial DNA replication protein yhm2. The coding region runs from base 1 to 951 and encodes 316 amino acids. The record is from RefSeq and is a predicted model, not a curated record. NCBI's taxonomy places the organism in Eukaryota, Fungi, Ascomycota, Eurotiomycetes, Onygenales, Onygenaceae. The transcript is spliced from 6 exons. Gene Ontology annotation, molecular function: tricarboxylate secondary active transmembrane transporter activity. Gene Ontology annotation, cellular component: mitochondrion. Gene Ontology annotation, biological process: mitochondrial citrate transmembrane transport; alpha-ketoglutarate transport.
AUGUCCGCCGCUCAGGUUUCCAUCGCCACCAGCGCGCCUCAAGCUAUCGAAAAAAAGCCCGUCAAGUUCAGCAAUUUGCUGCUUGGUGCCGGCUUGAAUUUAUUCGAGGUCACCACGCUGGGACAGCCGCUGGAAGUGAUCAAGACAACCAUGGCCGCCAACAGAGCGGAUAGCUUUGCUGGCGCCAUGGCUCGGAUUUGGGGUCGUGGCGGUGCUCUCGGAUAUUAUCAAGGUCUCAUUCCCUGGGCCUGGAUUGAGGCAUCGACCAAAGGUGCCGUCCUCCUCUUUGUGGCAUCUGAGGCCGAAUACCACGCAAAGACCUUCGGCGCGCCAGACUUCCUUGCAGGAAUCAGCGGAGGUAUGGCCGGCGGUGUUGCUCAGGCAUACGCCACCAUGGGUUUCUGCACAUGCAUGAAGACAGUCGAGAUCACCAAGCACAAGAUGGCCGCGGCAGGUGUCAAGCCGCCCAGCACUUUUGCUACUUUCAUGGAUAUCUAUCGCCGCGAAGGUAUCCGCGGAAUCAACCGCGGUGUCAACGCCGUCGCUAUUCGCCAGACCACCAACUGGGGAUCGCGUUUCGGUUUGUCCCGGUUGGCGGAGUCUGCAAUUCGCAACGUCACCGGUAAAGACGAGGGGCAGAAGUUGAGCGGCUUCGAGAAGAUCAUUGCUAGUGGUCUUGGUGGUGGUUUGUCCGCUUGGAAUCAGCCCAUUGAGGUUAUUCGUGUUGAAAUGCAAAGCAAGACCGAGGAUCCUAACCGCCCUAAAAAUCUGACUGUAGGAAAAACAUUCAGAUACAUUUACGAGACCAAUGGUAUCAAAGGCCUUUACAGAGGUGUAACUCCUCGUAUUGGUCUUGGUAUCUGGCAGACAGUCUGCAUGGUUGCUCUUGGUGAUAUGGCCAAGGAAACUGUGGAGAGACUCACCGGUGACCAGGUCACUGCUAAACAUUAA